AUGCAAAAUGCUUGUAAACAACUUCAUACUGUAUUCAUGUUAAUCAAGGUAAAUUUACUGAAUUCUUGUUUCCAAAUUAUGAAAAGAAAUUCAGUUGAACAUAAAUAUGAUGAAGGUGAACAAAGAAACACAACAUCAUGCGCAAAACACUGUCAUCAAACUUCACUUCUUUUUGUGACGUCAUCUCGGGCUCUAUGUGAUUAUUUUCGAGAUAAUAAUAAUAAUAAUAAUAAUAAUAAUAAUAAUAAUAAUAAUAAUAAUCGUAAAUUUAUGUCUGUUUAA
Messenger RNA from Schistosoma spindalis, 282 nucleotides. The record is from the annotation of a GenBank genome assembly. Lineage: Eukaryota; Metazoa; Platyhelminthes; Trematoda; Strigeidida; Schistosomatidae.